Messenger RNA from Colossoma macropomum (tambaqui), 1062 nucleotides. RefSeq names its product transmembrane protein 176 (gene tmem176). Gene Ontology annotation, cellular component: membrane. Lineage: Eukaryota; Metazoa; Chordata; Actinopteri; Characiformes; Serrasalmidae. The transcript is spliced from 7 exons. The record is from RefSeq and is a predicted model, not a curated record. Bases 269 to 838 code for a protein of 189 amino acids.
CAAGCGCGCUGCAGCAGAAGGCUGAGCGCUGUACUGGUGAAAUGAAGCAACAAAGCGAGUAAAGCAGUGCGCAAGCACAGGACAGGAGGAGGGGGCAGGAGGGACUUUCUGUCUGAGAUUUCUGUUAAAGGGAGAACUAACGGGUGGGACGUGCUCUGCAUGCACUUAUCGAGACUUUCUCGGGUUCGCGGUGCUGCAGUUGGGCUUCGGAGGUGUUUGAAGAUCGGAAACGUUCACUUUUUACACGACUUUCAGGCAUUGAAAGAGAAUGGCAGUGACGGUGUCCAGUGACUUGUCUAUCAGCGUAAGCGAAGACCACAUUGUGAAAAAGUUAACGGACAAACAGGAGAUCUUGAGAGAGAGCAUACAGAAAGGGGAACCCAAGGCAAUGGGGGUUUCUCAGGUGAUGCUGGGAUAUCUAGUCAUCACUUAUUCUAUUCCACUGCUCUCCGGUGAGUUCACAGAAAUUGUCAGGUUUGGUGUGCCAUGGUGGAGCGGCAUAUCGUUUGUUAUUGCAGGUGCUUUUGCCUUAGUAAUGGAAAAACGCAACAGCAUAAAACUGGUUCUUACGUGCUUGGCAGUCACAGUGCUGGCUGCUUUCAUCUCAGUCAUCGCACUUAUCUUCUACGUUGUUGACAUUUUUAAGAACUCAGAAACAGAAUGCCAUUCCAACAUGGACCACUUAUGCGACGAACUGCAUUAUGCUAAUAUGUUCAGCAAAGAAAUGAAGUCAAUUCUCACCUGCCUCAACGUGGUACAGACUGUCAUCUCCUCUGCUUUCUCAUACAUACUCUACAAUGAAAGGAAACGGUUUAUAAGCUACAGGCUGGUGAAUUGAAGAUCUCCUGUUCAUCAAAAAACUGGACUUCAACCAACAGAUGCCACACAUCUACAUUUCAAGUUUAUUAUACUUAUUCUUAAAUAUGUUACUUUAUGGUAUGUUUUGACAUAUAUUUUUGAUUAUUUCAGCAUUUUAUAAAAAACAUGCAUUCAACAUUUGAAACUGCAGUACAGUUACAUUAAACAGUAUUGUUAAAGAGUUAAAUUUCAGCUGUAAAGAGA